This is a messenger RNA of Colletotrichum destructivum, 825 nucleotides long. RefSeq names its product Putative HotDog domain superfamily protein. Gene Ontology annotation, cellular component: mitochondrion. Lineage: Eukaryota; Fungi; Ascomycota; Sordariomycetes; Glomerellales; Glomerellaceae. Gene Ontology annotation, molecular function: fatty acyl-CoA hydrolase activity. Bases 1 to 825 code for a protein of 274 amino acids. The transcript is spliced from 4 exons. The record is from RefSeq and is a predicted model, not a curated record.
AUGCGCAGUUCAAUCGCCCUCGGCGCCUGUCUGGCCCGUCUCCCAGCCCAUAUCCCCCGGCGCGCCUUUGCGACCUCGGCGCGGUGUCCCGCGGCCGCCAACGGGAACAGCAACGGCGCGGCGCUGAACCCGCGAUGGCUCUCCGAGCUGCAGGCCCGCAUCAAGAGGUGCGGCAGCCUCGGGCUCCAGGGCCAGCAGAAGGAUGACCUGAAGGCGCUGCAGGAGGCCGUCGACGGGCAGUGGCUCGAACUGCUGGCCGGGCGGGAGGGCUUCCUUACGGGCUCCGGGUGGAGGGGAUUAGAUAGACAUACCGUGACCUGGGGAGAUCAGGAUGCAAUGCUCACAGGCGCAGGUCACGUAAACAAUGUCGUUUACAACAAGUACGCCGAGUCGGCGCGGUUCAACUGGCUGCGCAACUUCGCCACCACCAUCGACCCGACACACAGGGACGCGUGGGAGGCCUUCAUGUCGCCGCGUGACGUCGGGCUCAUCAUGAGGAGCAUGAAAACGGACUACAAGUUUCCGAUGGCCUACCCGGACCACGUCACGGUCCUGCACAAGAUCGUUUCGGAGCCGACGUACGAGUCCGACUACAUCCUGCUCGAGGCUCUCCUCGUGUCUGACGUGCACCGCCGCCCCGCGGCGCGCUGCUUCGAGGACAUCGUCGUGUACGACUACAAGGCUGCCAAGAGGACGCCGCUGAAGCCCUUCAUGGUCGACCGGCUCCGGGAGACGUACGAGGCGCAGGAGCGGAGCAGGGUCGAGGUCGAGAGCAAGGUGCAGAGGCUCCUCGAGGUCGUCGAGAAGCUGGAAAAGGCGGCGUGA